AGGGGUCUAGGUGGCGGAGACCGUGAGCCAGAGAGAGGCAGUCCUGCUGGCCUGGGAGGAACAUGACGCGUUGUGCAGGGUCUGCGGGAGCGCGGGUCCCGGAGCUGUGGGCUCUCCUGCGGCUGAGAACGACCCCUGGCUGAGAGUGCUUGAGAAAUGGAGACGCGUUCUUCACACACCCCGUGUGGGGAGGGGAGGGCCCGGAGCCUCAGAUGAGAGGUGCGUGCAGUUGGCCCUUGCCUGCAGCCUCGUGAGACCCCAAGGGGGCUGCCCGCUGGCCCCUGCCUGGGCUUCAGACCUGGGGAGUCUGUGAGACAGUAAGCGUGGAUGUGCCAGGUUGACCGGCCCCUGAGUUGCGGUCAUCGGUGGCCCAGCAACAGCAGACGAGUACACCGUCCCUUAGCACCGUGCGGUCCAGGGCCAGCACCCCCCGCCCGGCCGCCUGGAGCCACGUCGCUCUCCACAUCCCCAAACACCUCAGCGAGCCCGUCCCCCCGGCUGGGGACCCCUCACCCGUGCCUCCUGCUGCCCGCCUGCGUGAGUUAGGCCCUCGAUGACCCCCGAGCAAACGGACUUCGAGCCGCUUCCAGCCUCAUCCUUCGGUUCUUCAGUUUCCAGGGAAAGAUCAAGCUCCUUUCGGUAAGAGCCGGGAGGGUCCUUCGCAGCUCUGCCUGCGCCUGAUCGUACCCCUUCCGUGAGCCGUGGUGUGAAGGUGCAUGUCCGUGGCAUGCCGAGUGCUUUGGCAUGGGCCAGACUCUCCAGCUUCACCGCAACACUGUGAGGUGGACACUCGCGGACCCCCAUUUUCCAGGUGAGAAAACCGAGGCAGGAGCCCAGGUUACCUGGCAAAGGUCACACAGUAUCUGAUUCUGACUCCAGAGCCGGGUGCUUCCCUGGCAGCCCACACGCCACGGAGCGUGUGUCCCUGCCCCCGGACAAGCCCCCCUGAGCCUGCGCACCUUCUCCGGGGCGCCUCCCGUGUGCUCCCCAACUCCUCCCCCUCCCACGAACGGGCUGAGUCCCUCUGCUGAGACCCCGCCACGCUCCUCCCGCCGAGGCAGCAGUGUGUCUCACUCAGUCUGUAACAGACACCAGUGUGGGCCACACAGCAGAUCUCUGUCAGUGUGUGAGCAAAAGAGAGAGUGGACUGGUCAGGCAGGGUGCCAGGAGAGGACGGUGAUCAAGGUGGAAGCAGAUUUGUGGGUUUUACUCACAAGGUAGGAGCUGGAAAAAAUUUCAUCGUGAGAAUAUGUCUCGUGCAGAGGAAAAGCGUUUAUUGAAGGAUUUACCAAUGGCCAGUGUGGACCAGAUAUGCCAGGGAAGAGAGUGGGAGGCAUUCAGGACUCGGGGGUGGCUGGUGAGGCCCUGGAGAGGAGCCCGGCGGGACCCAGGUGCCCAGGCUCUAAAGACCAUGAGGUGCCUGGAGCAAGGACCACAGGAGUCCCUUCGGGUGGUGUUAGAAUCGGGGGCAGCUUUCCGUAAGGGGGUGAUGGGUAUGAGCUGGGUGCCCUCCCCGCCUGCCUUCAUCGGCAGCUGGGCUGCUCUAUGCCCAACUCUGGAGACUGAGGACAGAAACUCUGGAGGAUUUGAUGACAUCACAACUUCAGGGCUAUGACGUGCAGCCCAGGACACAUCCUGAGAUGCCUGGGCUGGAAGAAUGACAUGGGUCUGUGGCUAGAGUCUCAGAUCUUGCGCUGGCAGCACACGGGGACGCAGCAGCUGGACUGGGAGCCGCCACACGAGCCGCAGCCCCCUUUGCCGCAGCUGGAGCAGGAGCAGGCUGGCACACAGCAGCAGACGGGCACACAGCAGCUGGAGCCACAGCCAGAGCCACAGCCUCCACAGGAGCCGCAGCCCCCCUUAGACCCCCCGCAGGAGCCACAGCCCCCACACGAGCCGCAGCCCCCUUUGCCACAGCUGGAGCAGGAGCGGGCUGGCACACAGCUGCACACGGGCACACAGCAGCUGGAGCCGCAGCCCCCACAUGAGCCACAGCCCCCCUUGGAGCCCCCACAUGAGCCGCAGCCCCCCUUAGACCCCCCGCAGGAGCCGCAGCCCCCCUUGCCACAGCUGGAGCAGGAGCAGGCUGGCACACAGCUGCACACGGGCACACAGCAGCUGGAGCCGCAGCCAGAGCCACAGCCCCCACAGGAGCCGCAGCCCCCCUUGGAGCCCCCACAGGAGCCGCAGCCCCCCUUGGAGCCCCCACAGGAGCCGCAGCCCCCCUUGGAGCCCCCACACGAGCCGCAGCCCCCUUUGCCACAGCUGGAGCAGGAGCAGGCUGGCACACAGCAGCAGACGGGCACACAGCAGCUGGAGCCGCAGCCUCCGGAGCAGCCAGAGCAGCCCAUGGUUCUGGUGGGUUGAGGGUGGAGUAGGUCAGAGGAGCAGGUGGAGAGAGAGAACGGGCUCAGUGUGGGGCCUCCGGGGCCAGGAGCUUUUAUA
Messenger RNA from Capra hircus (goat), 2445 nucleotides. Its product is annotated as protein TsetseEP-like. The record is from RefSeq and is a predicted model, not a curated record. The transcript is spliced from 2 exons. NCBI's taxonomy places the organism in Eukaryota, Metazoa, Chordata, Mammalia, Artiodactyla, Bovidae. Bases 1612 to 2367 code for a protein of 251 amino acids.